AUGUUUUCAGCUGAAUUGCUGAAAUUUGUGUAUGUAACACCCACCGUCGCCGUAAGUUUUUUUACAAUUUUGUGUUAUUCUUUAGACCUAUGUGGCCGAACCAGAAAUUCCGUUGGUUCUGGUGGUGGACGGUUCCAAAAUGCUGCUGAUGCAGCGAUUCGACCUUCUCCAUUCAUUCGAGCUCACAAUGCAGUCAAGGAUGACCUAUAAAGACGCCAAAUUUGGUGCCGUUCUGAAGAAUUUCUCGGGGGUAGGUGUGAAAUAAUAUUUUUAGGUAACUUUAGCUUUCUUUUAGGAGCAUUCUUUUAAAUUUUAUUUUAAAACCCAAGGAGAUGCUCAGAAAUUCGUCGCUCAAGUCAAGAAUGUAAUUAGAAUUGGCGAGAAAAUUUCAUCCACUCCGUCGAAGAGCAUGGAGAGCCAGGUAGAUGGAUAAGGUCAAAAAUCAUAUUCAAACCUGUUUUUUUCAGCAUGAACAGCCUGUGUUCAGGUCUGCGGGACUUGGUUCGUCUGCGUCUACCUUUCAACCGCCCAGUUAUCCGUUUUCCAGCUCACUUCAAUCGGGAUCCAGAGAAUCUGUUACCAGAAAAUUGGACGAGUUCCUGGCGGACGAACCCACCCAGUCUUGCGUUGGAGUAACUCAAAAGUCGACAGCCGUCCGCAAUCUCACGCAACAGUUCAUAGGCGAGCCGACACAAACACAAUCCACUUCGCAUGCAACUCAGGUGAAUUUAUAUUAUCCAUGGUGAAGAUUUGAAUUUUAGGUAAAUUCCAUUGACAAAAAGGAAAUUGAGAAUUUGGUCAAUGAGUUUUCAUCGCAUAUUUCCGAAUUCUUCGGACGUCUCUUGACUGAGGUACUGGAGAGACUGGAUUCGCACUUGAAGAAUGUGCCGAGAAUUCAUGUGGAUGAUCUGGCUCGAUCUUUUAUUGUCGAUACUGGUGGAGCUGGAAAGCGGAAGGAGAAAAAGGACAAGAAAUUCAGUAAUGGGGCAAGGAUUCGGAAAUUGCUCCAUUCUUCGACUUAUUGGCCAGGUAUGAAUUUAUAUUGUACUUGAUGUUGAUUUUUAGGAAAUAUUGACUUUUUUUGAUUCCAGGCUUCUUCGACGGUGCAAAGAAGCCAAAAAACGCGGAAAAACCCGCCGACGUGGCCGUGAAUUCGCGCAAAAGAAGGUCGGCGAUCCAGGCUCGUUCUAAGAUUUCGGCGGUUGCGAAGAGCGACCUGAAGGGGGCUUAUUACAAACACCGCCGCUUUUCUGUCCGGAAGAGCGGUCAAAAUAACUCUCAGGUUGGUUGGCUACUCUUUUUAUUGUUACUCAUGUUUAGGCUGAAAGUCAGUCAGAUGUGGAGAAGUCUGAUGACGAAGUUGACGUCGUAAGCUAAUGUUCUCAGAGUUUCAUUUGUUCUCGGUUAUUUUUAAUAUUUCUCACUGUUAUGUUGUUUUCACAAUUUUUUGUUAUUGUUUUGAUAAAAAAGGAAGGAAAAGAAAAUUUUGAUGUUUCCCUCAAUUUUUUUGUUCUUUGAUAGUAAGAUUAGGCCGAAAACAUUAGAAUAGCUUGCAACUAAAGUUGCGGGAGUAAAAGUUUGAUUUUUUCCAGGAAAAAAUCGCAAAUUUUCCUAAACAUUUGGUUUAAUUUAGCUGAUCUUGCAAAAAUUCCCAUGAAGAUCGAAAAUUUAAACGCCUACGGGUGUAUCAUUAUUAAAAUGUUAAUAAAGUUUUAUUGGCUGGUACGAAGACAGCAGUGGCCAUAUAACACAGACAUUUGAAUGUAAAUUAUUGUUCAGAAUGAGGGGUUUUGUCCUCUUUCUUUUUGUUUGCGCGAUUUUUCAGGGAUUUGUUCAAAGUCAAGUGACAUCAGGUGGGUUUUUAUUGGAUAUAAAUUCUAUUAUUAACAUUGAAAAAGGCCUAAAGUUCGAGUUGAAAAUCUCGAAAGGGUUUUCUUUGCUUUUUCGUGUUACUCUAUUUUUUGAUUAGAUUUUGAUGAGACUUACAGUAGAUUUACAUAGAAGAAGACUUUGUAUGGCAUAUUUUAAUGUUUUAGCUUGUUCUUUGCAGAACUAACCGACAUUUUUUAGGCCCGAAGUUGGCGAGGAAUCAACAAUUUUACUUAUUUUUUGUCUGUCUUGCUCUCUUCUACACGUUAUCUCCACUCCACAGGCGAAAUUUCAAAAAAAAUCUUUAAAAAUUUUUAGGCCUUUGUCAUUUCCAGAAAGCACUCAGAAAUUUUUAGGAUGCAAUUUGGAGAUCUGUGGCGCUGUUUGUGAACCCGAUUCGGUCGACUUGGAAGCCUGUGUAACCGGCGUGUGCAAGUGCCAGAAAGCGAUCAAACCUGCGAAAAACGAGAGUUUCUAUUUAAAGAUUCAGUAA
Messenger RNA from Bursaphelenchus xylophilus (pine wood nematode), 2362 nucleotides. Lineage: Eukaryota; Metazoa; Nematoda; Chromadorea; Rhabditida; Aphelenchoididae. The record is from the annotation of a GenBank genome assembly.